GGCUUUGCUCUAAAUAUCAUUCGGUUAAACAAAAUUCCCUAUAACGCACUUUUUUCGACAGAUAUAUCAAAAUUAAUAUAUAUUUUUUUGUGUGGGUUUUCUUUUAUCUGUACCAAGCAUGAUACCAAUUGAUCCGCAAAAUGAGACAGCCUAUUCAUUUGUAGUGUUUGGCGCAUCGGGUCGUCUAUCGAAAAGGAAAAUCUUUCCGGCCCUUUGGGCCCUCUAUCGUGAUAAUCGUUUGCCACAAGGUACAAAAAUUUUUACCUUUAGUCGAACAAAACUUCAUACAUCAAAAUAUCGCUUGCAAUGUGUACCGUAUAUGGGCUUGGAUAAGGAACGUGAUCAAAAGAAAUAUAAUAGUUUUUGGACCAAUGUGCACUGUGUGCAGGGUGAAUAUGAUAAUGCAGCGGACUAUGCAAUGCUUGGAGAGGCCAUGGCCAUGCAGGAGACAAAACAUAAAAUGAUUUAUGCCAAUCGUAUAUUUUAUUUGGCCAUACCACCAAUAAUAUUCGAUAAUAUCACAUUGAAUUUGGUGCGCAAAUGCAAGUCGGAGAAGGGCUGGAAUCGAAUAGUUAUAGAGAAGCCAUUUGGUCGUAACGAUCUAACAUAUAGGCCAUAUCAAUUGAAUUUGUGUCAAAGUUUUAAUGAGUCUCAAAUCUAUAUGAUUGAUCACUAUUUGAGUCGGAGAGUAAUGCAAAAUUUAUUUGCUCUACGUUUUGCCAAUCGCAUAUGGUCGGAUAGUUUUAAUAAUAACCAAAUAGCCGCCGUUAUGAUCACCGUUAAGAAUGAGAAGCAUGUGAGCGGGGAUUAUUUCAAUAUAUACGGCAUUAUAAGGGAUAUGAUGACGAAUCAUAUGAUGCAAUUGCUCACAAUGGUGGCCAUGGAUCAGCCCUUUGACAACGAUGUCGAAGACAUGAGAAACGAAAGAUAUCGUGUGUUAAAAGAUAUUCCAACAGUCGAUAUGACCGAUGUGGUUCUAGGGCAAUAUCGUAACAAUUUUAUGGAAAGUGAUCCAGAAAAAGUUGGUUAUACCGAGCAUAGUUAUAUACCAAUGGAUUCUUUGACACCUACAUACGCUAUGGUAGUUCUGAAAAUUAAAAAUAAACGUUGGUCAGAUGUUCCAUUCAUUUUAAGAGCUGGCAAAGCUAUGAAUGAGACAAAAACCGAAGUGCGAAUUCAAUAUAAAUCGGUUGAAUCUGACCUAUAUCAUCCCAGUGAAUUGGAUAUACGCAAUGAGUUAGUUUUACGUUUGGCACCCUACGAAGAGAUCUUUAUGCGUGUUCAAUUGAAAAAACCAGGCGAAGAGCUUUGCCUUCAGGAUACCGAAAUAAAUAUGUCUGUGAAUGAGAAAUCAUUGAAAUUGCCAUCAAAUUAUGCAAGUCUUUUGCUAGACAUAUUUAAUGGGAAUCAAACAUUUUUUAUGCGCACCGAUGAGCAAUGUGAAAUUUGGCGAAUAUUCUCCGGUGUCCUCAAUGCCAUCGAUGUGGAGCGUCCGAAACCGUUUUUGUAUGAUUAUGGAUCAAGGGGACCAAUACCUGCAUAUCGGAAAGCAGAACGUUCCGGUUUUGUAUUCUUUGCCCCCGACAAUUGGCAUGAAAGUAAGGAUACACUGGCCUUUACGGUAAAGAGCAGUAGGCAGCCCACAACGAACAAUAGCAGAUUUGUAUCGGCAAGGCCGAGCCGUAUGCAAACACCCAAGGAAUCAACUUUAAAAUUCGCUUAACCAAAAAAAAGAGCAAAAAAAUGUGAUGUGUGGUAUCGAAUAAAAAG
Molecule: messenger RNA, 1770 nt
Organism: Drosophila willistoni
Lineage: Eukaryota; Metazoa; Arthropoda; Insecta; Diptera; Drosophilidae
Product: glucose-6-phosphate 1-dehydrogenase
Exons: 1
Coding region: 119-1723 (534 amino acids)
Biological process (GO): pentose-phosphate shunt, oxidative branch; glucose metabolic process
Cellular component (GO): cytosol
Molecular function (GO): glucose-6-phosphate dehydrogenase activity; NADP binding
Source: RefSeq, a predicted model, not a curated record